UUUUCAUCAUCGAUUUAGAAGUCUCUAAUUCUUUGGUGAUCUUUUUGGCUAUAAAAUUAGAAAGGAAAAACUCUCUAAUUCUUCACCUCAUACAUACAUCAAGCGGCCAAAGCCUAAACAGAGAAAGAAAAGUCAGUGGGUCAGAAAAGAUUCUUGGGUUGGGAGGAUCGUCAUAUUUGGAGUGAUCAUGUUUACCAUUUCAAAGGGAUUUGCUGUUAUAUCUGCAACUAAGAACCUCCAACUACCGUUCAUAGAAGAUAUAUUUGCAUCAGGGCGCACAAGAUUUUUGGAAUGGGUGGUUUCGGAAAAUCAGAAGAGAUUGCUAACAAGUGGAGGAAAUUGAACCCUACAGAAAAGGCAACAUAUGGUGCUGCCUUGGAAAGUUCGAGUGGGAAAGUACAAGGUUCGACUGGGCAAGUAGACGACUCAGUGAAUGAGAUGGGUUUUAUCACUUUAACAAAAAUCAGAGGGUGUGGAAACGACGACAAGUGUGCUGAAUGGUAUAACGUAGGAAUGCACGACACGGUGAAAGCAAAGGUGAAAGAAGCUGGAUUUGUGCCCUUUUUGUCAAUAUUGGGCCAUGGUAAGAAAGGGGACAGGCCAUUACUUGUGGCCUUAGAGGAGAGGUGGUGGGACACUACCCACACCUUCCAUUUCGAUGAAGUUGGAGAGAUGACGAUGACACCAAUGGACUUCGCAGCAAUCACUGGAUUGCAUGUUGGUGGGAAGCGUUUAUAGUACGACUUCGAGAUGUACAAAAAUAAGAACAAGAUGAUGAAAUUGUUUGGGAAACCAAUCGCAAACCUACUGGCAGGGGAAAGGAGAGUGCCAUAUGAAAGCCUUUGCACCCCGUAUUGGAACAAGAUUCCGAAAGAUGAUAAAGAAGCAGACCAAAUUGCCAGGGCAGUUAUACUCUGCUUGAUUGGCUCCUCAUUCCUAAAUGAUAAGAGC
Molecule: messenger RNA, 951 nt
Organism: Prunus mume (Japanese apricot)
Lineage: Eukaryota; Viridiplantae; Streptophyta; Magnoliopsida; Rosales; Rosaceae
Source: RefSeq, a predicted model, not a curated record